This is a messenger RNA of Pangasianodon hypophthalmus (striped catfish), 6712 nucleotides long. It is a transcript of the gene arhgap44a, whose product is annotated as Rho GTPase activating protein 44a. Gene Ontology annotation, cellular component: intracellular anatomical structure; presynaptic active zone; leading edge membrane. The record is from RefSeq and is a predicted model, not a curated record. Gene Ontology annotation, molecular function: GTPase activator activity; protein binding. NCBI's taxonomy places the organism in Eukaryota, Metazoa, Chordata, Actinopteri, Siluriformes, Pangasiidae. Gene Ontology annotation, biological process: regulation of dendritic spine morphogenesis; signal transduction; neurotransmitter receptor transport, endosome to postsynaptic membrane. The transcript is spliced from 22 exons. Bases 403 to 3342 code for a protein of 979 amino acids.
AUAAGGAUCAGAAGGUGAAAGAUGAGAUAAACUGACUGGUUGCGAUUUUGCCCAGUUAUGCAGACUACUUGUAGGAAGUGAGAGCCUAUCAGGAAAAACUACCUUUCCCAUAGUGCACCGGGGCAUAGCGGCUGCUUGACGUUUUACGCUGGCGCUUUGGCCAUCGUGGAGAAUUGGGCAGCAUCUCCUGACGGGGAGCAGCCUAACGCAGCGCAAAAUGCACUGAAACCCCAGCUCUGUUUCCUCUCCGCUGGCAAUGAAAGAGAAGGUCUGGGACAAUGUAGCUGUCGCCGUGAGCCGUGCCGGAAUACGGGCCAUUAUUCUGAGAGAAAUGCGGCAUCUCUUCAGCUGGAGCUGUUAACCCAGAGCAGAAAUAUAUAUUUCUAAAUAUAUAUAUAGAAAAUGAAGAAACAAUUCAACCGAAUGCGACAGCUCGCCAACCAGACUGUUGGCAGGGCAGAAAAAACGGAAGUAUUAAGUGAUGAUCUACUACAAGUGGAGAAGCGUCUGGACUUGGUGAAGCAGGUCUCCCACAGCACACAUAAGAAGCUCACAGCCUGCCUGCAGGGACAGCAAGGGGCCGAUGUGGACAAGAGAUCAGUCAAAUCACCUUCGAAAAAGUUGCCCCUGACCACAUUGGCUCAGUGUAUGGUAGAGGGAGCUGCAGUAUUAGGGGAUGAUUCUCUGCUAGGUAAGAUGCUGAAGCUAUGUGGGGAGACGGAAGAGAAGCUGGCCCAGGAGCUCAUUGUCUUUGAGCUCCAGAUGGAGAGAGAUGUGGUGGAACCUCUCUAUGUCCUGGCUGAGGUGGACAUUCCCAACAUACAGAAACAGAGGAAACAUCUAGCCAAGCUUGUUUUGGACAUGGAUUCGGCACGGACAAGGUGGCAGCAGUCAUGCAAGUCCUCUAGUCACCCCAGCAAUCUUCCCCCAGCCGGGGCCAAAGCAGAUGCGCUCCGAGAGGAGAUGGAGGAGACGGCCAAUCGCAUGGAGAUCUGCAGGGACCAGUUGUCAGCGGACAUGUACAACUUUGUGGCCAAAGAAAUAGACUAUGCAAACACCUUUCAGACGCUUAUAGAGAUUCAAGCAGAGUAUCACAAGAAGUCUCUAGAGAUUCUGCAGAGUGUGCUGCCACAGAUCAAAGCUCACCAGGAGGCUUGGAUAGAGAAGCCUUCCUAUGGCAAGCCAUUAGAGGAGCAUCUGACCCUCAGUGGCAGAGAGAUAGCCUUUCCCAUUGAGGCAUGUGUCACCAUGCUGCUGGAGUGUGGCAUGCAGGAGGAGGGUUUGUUCCGUGUGGCCCCUUCAGCAUCCAAGCUGAAGAAGCUGAAGGCAUCUCUGGAUUGCGGGGUCCUGGAUGUGCAGGAAUACUCUGCAGAUCCACAUGCUAUAGCAGGAGCUCUGAAGUCAUAUCUCCGUGAACUCCCCGAACCUCUAAUGACCUCUCAGCUCUAUGAUGAGUGGAUUCAGGCUUCAAAUAUUCAAGAUAUGGACAAGAGGCUCCAAGCCCUCCUGGCUGCAUGUGAGAAACUUCCAACAGUCAAUUUAAGCAACUUCAGAUACUUGAUUAAAUUCCUAGCCAAGCUCACUGAAUACCAGGAUGCCAACAAAAUGACGCCUGGUAACAUUGCAAUAGUGUUGGGACCCAAUCUGCUGUGGACGCAUUCUGAAGCGAACAUGACAGAAAUGAUGACCACAGUGUCUCUGCAAAUCGUUGGCAUCAUUGAGCCUAUCAUCCAGCAUGCCGACUGGUUCUUCCCAGGAGAUAUUGAGUUCAACCUGACAGGCAGCUACGGUAGCCCCAUCCACACCAACCACAACUCCAACUACAGCUCCAUGCCCUCGCCAGACAUGGACCAAUCAGAUCGCAAGCAAUCGCACGACCAAGGCCGACGCCCCCUCAGUGUUGCCACUGACAACAUGAUGCUGGAGUUCUACAAAAAGGAUGGCAUUAGGAAAAUACAAAGUAUGGGAGUCAGAGUUAUGGACACAUCCUGGGUGAAGGGUAAAGGUGCAUCCACGCUUGCUCGAAAAGCCUCAUCCACCCCUCCCAGUGCCCAGCCGCCUGGAUCACCCGCUGACACACUCAUAACUGAGCAGCCUGGAGAGCUGAACACAUCCCCCAUUCCCACCCCUCCUCCAGUAGACAGGGCUAGCUCCAACGAGGUGUCACCCCACCGGCCGGACCCCUCUCAUGCCCAUGCGCCCCACGGGGAGGAGCGGCCGCCCCCUCCUUACCCUUCCUCCUCCACCACCUCCCACGCCCCUCAUCACUUCUAUCCCAAACCCCCUCCCUGUGCACGGCCAGUGGCCCCAGGGCCCGAGUCACAGCCCCCUGACUCCCCACCCUCCCAAUUACGCUGGUCCGGCUAUGGCCCUCCUCAACCCCAGGCACCCCCUUCCUCUUCUUCUUCUUCCUCUUCCUCUUCUUCUCUCGACAUUAACUCCAACCCCAAGCCCAGCUGCCUGCACUUCCCCAAACACGGCCCAGCAUGUGAGCUGCCAGACGUGAACACCUCCCCACUCUACGUUAAAACACCCCUCAUUUUGACCCGCAACGAAGUGGCCCUCGGAAACCCCCCUAGCCUUCCCACAUCCGGCCCCCCUCCGUGGGCUGCCUGUCCAUGUGCCCGCGAACGAGGACCCCCCAGGCUGCCUAGCACUCUGAAGAGCAAGGAGCUCUCGCCUGUGAUUGGCCAUAAGGCCGUGCAGGCGGCAGGACAGCCAGUGCCCCCUGUCGGCCAGCAAAGCAACAGCCAAUCACCACAUUCAGCCGAGCACAGCCCUCACACCCUGCGUAAAGCAGCCUCGAAGAAGCUGGCCCCUGUGCCACCCAAGGUUCCUUAUGGCCAGUCAGGGGCGAUGUCCGACCAGUCCACAGGUCAGCCGUCCCCGGUCAGCCUGUCCCCCACUCCCCCAAGCACCCCGUCCCCGUAUGGCCUGGGCUGUGCCCCGGGGCAUGUGCCCCCCACCUCUCCUGGGCAGGGCCCACUAGGCACGUCCCACUCUCUCCUGUCCUCUCCCCCAUCUCUGACUGGCACGCUCAACAAGUCGCGGCCCGCCCCCAAACCGCGACAGAGACCAAGUCUGCCCCCACCACAGCCACCCACUAUCCCCCCCAGUGUCCCCCAGCCAAUGGAACAGGGCCUGCUGGACGGAUUGUCCCCCGGGGAGAGCAUGUCCACAGCAGAUCUCUUCAGUUUGGAAAUCCCCUCCAUCAAUGUCAAUCUGGACAGCCUGCUCGACGAGUUCAGGGUGGGGGCGCCGUGCCGGAGCUCCCUGGCCGUGGCUGACUCUCCGGAGGGGGAACGCGUGAUUGAGGAGGAGUCACAGAGCACCACGCUGUAACCCCAGAGCCCAGCCAGUGGCUGACUAGCCCUGCCGAGCUCCCCCACCUUCAGCUGAGGUCCUUUGAGCAACCAGGCCUCCAUCAACCUCACCUACCCCACCCUCACCACUGGAGCUGGACCCCCAACCCAACACAAACACAUAUGCCUGCUCUAACCUUUACAUUUAUCAGUAACUAAUCAGAAUAUCACCUCCUCUUCUCACUGAUAAGUAGACAUGGUAUGUGAUUACAUCUUCACAAGCUGUGCCAUAGCAAAGACAAGCAAUGGAAGACUAUAAGAAUGUUGCAGAAUUUAUUGUGUUGUGAAGAAUGUGCCACGUUACAUGUUUAGGUUUUUCUCUGUUCGACUCUGUUGUUUCUGCCUUAUUGGAGCCUGCAGAUAAUUUGCAAUACAAUGGACACAGAGGGGAUUUUGUUGACUCCAAAGGAACAUAAUAUUUCUAUGUGCUGGAAGCAUGAGAUCAAAACGUCAAAGGGUAGUAUUUGCUCAUAUUCUUUAGUGUCUGAGUUGGUAGGCAGGUUUCAUUUCUUGUAAAUGAAUUGAAGACACAAAGCAUGCAACUUUAUUUAAGUCCAGUUUUACAAUGUUGAGGCCUUGGCUUUCUUGCUCUCGUCCUCUCACGCUCUCUCUCUCUCUCUCACUCUCUCAUUUUCUCUCUAUAUAUGUAUCAGUCUCUCUGACAAACACAUGCCUAUAUACACACCACUGCUUUGGCAUAGACAGUAUCAUGACAAUAUUUCUAAUUAAGUGUCUAAACGUGCACAGAUCAAAUCAAGCACAUUAUGAAAAUAUUCAGAGUUGUUUGUAAUACACUAAUAAUCUGUGAAACAAGAAAUCAUAGUAAAUGUUUUGCCUCACUGUCCUAAUACUUGAUAGGACAUGUCAGUGGUACGUAUGUACUCUUCACACUUCCGAUGCCAGCUGUAAAACAGAUUGGUUCUGCUGUAAAGAGAGGUGAAACCAUUAAGACGUAUUUUGUGCCUCCCAUUCUGACUUCGUUAUCAGGACAAGUGUAAUGACAGGUUCCUCUUCUGUGUAAAUACAAAGAUUGUACAUACUGAUCUGUAGAUAUGUGUUAAUGAGAGGACAAAUGUAAAGGCAAAUAUGAAUUAUAUAUUCAUAUGUGUUACAUGCCAUAUUUAUCUUGUAUAGAGAUAAUGUUCUAUGGAAAUGGAGUAUUAUUUUGUCCCUGAAUACUUGGCGCCAGAUUCACACAGAGUAAGUGAGCUCUUGCACUUUUGUAAGCCAUGAACACUAACUAUAAAAACAUAAAUGCAGAUAUGUCAAAGGCCUAAGUGGAGUCUAGCCCUAAAAUCUGAACUGCAAAAUUUACAUAACCUUUGUUCUCCAAAUUGGUGUUCAUUUGGAUUCUUGCAUUUACUGACCUUGCAUUUGGAUACAGUGCAGUUCCAUAAAGACACAAAUAAUGGUGAACAGCAUUACACAAAAGAAUAGCUUUACUGAACUAUAACAAGACAAGAACUGAUUGUAUACUUUAUAAUAAAUGGCAGGGAGACCUGCAGCCCUCCCUGGUACUUGGGUCAUCCUAAGGCACAUCAGAACAGAAAACAAUAAGAAAUACAUUCGUCAUUUGUAGCCAUAUAUUUGGUCAUUUUGUCGGUCACCAAAGCUGUUCCCUUGCCUUUAUUCUCCUCUAUCUGGUCGGCUACUGCCACCUUACGGGGCCUUUGUUUUCUUAUAUGGACUUCCCUUUUAAAGGUAUCUUUUACACAUCAGGGCUCAUUUUCAGACUGACAUUAUCAAAACAAGCAGGCUCUGUUUUACCAUGAUUCACCAUAGUCUUGCUGCCUUCUCCCUGAAACACUCCAGUCUGAAGCUUUAGCCAAAAGAAGGCUGGACAGUAGGUUAGAAGUGCCAUCUGUUUGGUCAGUAGACUCACAAACCAACAGAUGCUGUAGUAUGUCAUGUCUGAAUUGCUUGAAAGCAGGUGGAACACAAAUAGGGCCAGAGAAAGUGCAAUUACAGUACAUUCUAUUGUUAACCUCACAGAGAAGUGGCCAUAAGAGCCAUGCAUUUUAAACUUACCAAGAGCCUGACUCUGAAGCAAUCCCAAAUGUCAUGGCUUUCAUUAUUGUUUUCUUUGAAUAAGCAUUAAUGUACUUCAGGGACAAGAGGACUUCUUUGCUGAAAUAUAUGGUAUGACUCAGUGUGCAUUCUCAAUUACUUCUAAUAUGAUGGUUAUUGGUGACUGAGUACUCUUUUAAUAGCUGUAGUGAUUAUACAAUGAUAAUUGCAAGUGCCCUCACAAUAGAUAUUUAUGUCCUGAAGCCAGUGGCGAGUUUUGUGUAUAUUUGAGGGUUUUUACAUUUUUUUGUGAUGGUUUCUUCAGUGUUUUAUGAAGAGGCAGGUGUGCAUUCAAAAAUUGAGUGUUGAUUGAAUGUAAUUGUACUUUUACAAUGACCUGCAACAAGGUAAAGGCUUUGUCAAUACCUUAUAGCAGCUGCAAUAGACGCAUGGUUUGUUAUUUUAUUUAGGUGACUCUUUGCGUUUAAUCUGAUGCUUUUGCCAGUCAUUUUGAAAGCUUGUGUAAAUGUUGGGGGAUUGAGGGAGGGGAUUUUGAUGUGAAUGCACUCGUCUGUAUGUUGUAAUCAUACAGUCCAUAGCAAUCCAUUCCUGAGGCCAUAUCAUUUUUCUCUGACCUUUUUUUUCAUGCAGCUGCUAUAAUUGUUGGGAUCAAAUCCACCAAGGACCACAGGGAAUACAGACAUUUUUACACAAUUGAACCACAAAUUAUUUCAUUUAUCUGCAUUCCUUCUUUAUUAAGGAAAAUAGCUUAUUUGUGAAUUCAGGUGCUGCUGUGCAAGGUUAGGUUCACCACAUUCAUGUGUCACAGGUCCUUAGUUCAGUUAUAUUGUACUUCAAUGAAUUAAAUAAAAAAAAAAUGACACAAGAGACAAGAGCCAGACAUGCAUAACAUAUAUAACCAUCAUAUGUUUGUACCCCCGAAAGCUUUCGGUUGACAUUGCAGAAAAUGGAUGUAACAAUGCAAUGCAUGCACUUAGUCUCUUCAGAUAAUUCAUGAUUCCUGUUUCUUUGAUUUCUUUUAAGACUCUUAAAUGUUAUCAGUAAACUGGGGAGAGGGUGAAAAAUAGCAAGUGUGUGAACAGCUGGUUAAAGAAGUGUCAUGGAUUUAUGUAUAAGUGCACAGUGUCCAUUGAUGUACAGCCUCUCCCCUGCAUUCACAACUUCUGUACAAACUUUGCCUGUAUGUCACUCCCCUCCCUCCCCCUCCUAUCCCCUCAGCUUAGCAUAUCAGUGGAACAACACAGUCUGUACUGUGAAGCCUACCGCAAUCCUGAUCAGAAUGUCAGAUAUAGAUAUCUAUAUUAAACUCUACAUUUUUAAUA